AUGUGUGACCCCGCUCCCAUCGCUGCCGCCGGCCCGCAGCAGGCCCGCGCGGCCCGGACCGCCCGCGCCGCCACCUCCGCGCACCACCGCGUGCGCCGUCGCCUAGCGCCGUCGACGACCACCGCCCGCGCCGCUUCGCUGCCUUGCACCGCCGCCACCGCGAACUUCCACCACCGCGCCGCGCUUCGCCGCCGCCCGCUCCACCGCCACCGGCCGCAGCACCGCCGCCCGAAGCCGCCCUUCGCCGGCGCCCUGCUCCUUCCGCCACCGGAGCUCGCCCGUGCCUCCCCGCCGCCUCGCUGGAGUCGUCGCCGGUCCGGAUCCACCAAGUCAGCGAGCCAAACAUCCCCACCACCGCGCCCCAGCCCCGCGUUCCCGACGCCGACCAGCACCGCCACCGGCCCGCCCCUCCCCGCCACCGCAGCCCGCCCCUCCCCGCCACCGCAGCCCGCCCCUCCACUGUUCCAGGCCGCGGCGCCGCCCCCUCCCCCAACCCUCGAGGCUCUUUCCCCUUCCCCCAACCCUAGCCGCCGCACGCAGCAGCCAUGGCGGACUGCACCUUCAGCGCCGGCAGCUGCCGCUCGUCCAUGCUGUGAAGCCAUCCCCGCCCUGCUCGCCUUCGUCCGCCGCCGUCGCGGACCAUCUCCUCCGUCCCCGACCACACAUCCCCGCCCUCGUCUGCUGCCAUCACCGACCGGCUCCUCCGUCCCCAACAAGUCAUCCCCGUCCUGCUCGCCGUCUUCCGCCGAAGAACCCGGCGGCUGUGUCGAUUCUCUGCCUCCCCGACCACCUCUUCCGAUUUUGCGAAGAGAUUUAUCAGCUCAAGUGCGCAGAUUAGAAGUUCAACCAUGUUUUUGCCAUUGUCAGGAUGCUGGUCAUUUUAGGCGUGGACGCACAUGGCCACCUACCGCCCAUCGCCGGGCACCGAGCUUGUUGUCCCGUCAUGCAUCUCGAUGGUGUGCCUCUCAAUUUAGCCUAGGAGAAAAUCAAAUGGUUAAAUAUGGGUUAUCAGCUCAAGUGCGCAGAUUAGAAGUUCGGCCAUGUUUUUUCCAUUGUCGGGAUGCUGGUCAUUUUAGGCAUGGACGCACAUGGCCACAUGCCGCCCAUCGCCAGGAGCUGAGCUUGUCGUCCCGUCGUGCAUCUCGAUGGUGUGCUACUCAAUUUAGCCUCGGUAAUUCCAUGUCUACUGGUGACGCUCGUGCUGGAAACCAGAGGUGGCAUCUUGGUCUUGUCCAUGCGAACACCACAUCUCCGACGGUGCAGCCAUGGCCCGAGGGCGCCGAGCUGAUCUCCCAAGGCUCCUUGCCGACGCAUGACAAUGCCCACCUCCAUGCUGAUUGAGCUUUUCCACUUGCCCAACAUGAUCAAUUAUCUGUUAUAGAAUUUAUGCUAUCAGUUGUUUGUAGUUGUGCUCUGAAUAGAUGUCCCCUGCUUGUAAUAGAUAAUCACACUUUGCUAUAAUACAUUGAAGAGCCAGUGCUUCUAUGCAGCAA
Triticum aestivum (bread wheat) is the source of this 1493-nucleotide messenger RNA. RefSeq names its product protein transport protein sec31. Lineage: Eukaryota; Viridiplantae; Streptophyta; Magnoliopsida; Poales; Poaceae. The coding region runs from base 1 to 1341 and encodes 446 amino acids. The record is from RefSeq and is a predicted model, not a curated record. The transcript is spliced from 5 exons.